UGGUGGAAUCGGAUUAAUCCUGCUCGACCGGGCUUAAGGCCGAAAGCCUCACAGCAGGCCGUGACCUCAAGGUCACCACAGCUCCGCCAACUGCACCACCCGUUGUUCAAUCCUUGGCAGCGCUGCAACCCUUUGAUUAACAACCAACAAUGUUGCUGACCUCAACUCAACAUGCUCUACUCAAAUCCCCAUUUUCCUCCCAAUCGCCUUCUCCCUCUUCAUUUUCUCCCAGGUUUAGAAUGUCGUCCGCAGGGCCAGCGCUGCCUCCUCUCCCUGAUAAUCGCAUUGUUGUAGGUUGUGGAUCAGUUACGCUCGAUUUUCUGGCCGCAGUGGCUACUUAUCCGAAACCUGAUGAUAAGACCAGAAGCACCAGCUCCAAGGUCCAAGGAGGUGGAAAUGCAGGGAAUGCAUUGACGUGUGCAUCUCGUUUGGGAUUGCAACCUAGGCUCAUUUCUAAGGUUGCUGAUGAUUCUCAAGGUAAAGGGAUAUUGGAGGAACUGGAGACUGAUGGGGUUGAUUCAUCAUUUAUCGUGGUUUCUGAAGGGGGGAACUCACCGUUCACCUAUAUCAUUGUUGACGAUGAAACGAAAACUAGAACUUGUAUUCACACUCCAGGAUAUCCUCCCAUGAUACCUGAUGAUCUGACAGAAUCAAAACUAUUAGCAGCAGUGGAUGGAGCUAGGCUCGUCUACUUUGAUGGAAGAUUGCAUGAUACCGCUUUAGUUAUAGCACAGGAGGCAACUCGCAGAGGUAUUCCUAUUCUAAUUGAUGCAGAAAGGAAGAGAGAAGGUCUGGAUGAUCUAUUGAGUUUGUCAAGCUAUGCAAUCUGUUCUGCAAAAUUUCCACAGUCAUGGACAGGUGCUCCAUCCGUCACAAGUGCACUUGUUUCCAUGCUCAUAAAGUUGCCAAAUUUGAAAUUUGUGGUAGUCACAUUGGGUGAAGAUGGUUGCAUCAUGCUGGAGAGAUCAAAUGAAAAUGGUUUAACUGAAGAAGUUGACGUGGAUGAAUUAUUAGUUGCUCUGAAGUACAAAAAUGAUACUAAGACUACCUUGCCUACAUGUGUGGCGUCGAGUGAAGUAAAAUUGCAUGCAAAGGGAAUUGGCACUGUGGGCGGCAGGUUGCUUUUAGGAACAGCUGAGAAAAUUCCACCAUCAGAACUUGUUGAUACUACCGGUGCUGGUGACUCUUUUAUUGGAGCAAUCAUGUAUGCCCUAUGCACCAACAUGCCACCGGAAAAGAUGUUGCCUUUCGCUUCUCAAGUGGCUGGCAUUAACUGCAGAGCCUUGGGAGCGAGAACCGGGCUUCCACGAUGUAGCGACCCUCGCUUGACUUCUUUUUUAGUGUAGAGAUCCCAAGUGAUGGCCAAAGUAGUUAUGUGAUAAGAAACACGAAAAUAAGCCGAUGUCGUCAACUUGGUAUAUUUCUUGUAGUGUUUUUGGCAGUUUUUUUCUGGACGGAUAUCGUUGUAUACCUAUUGCAAUGCCUGCAUUAGAUAUCAUGAAUUUGAAUA
Salvia splendens (bonfire salvia) is the source of this 1510-nucleotide messenger RNA. RefSeq names its product ribokinase. NCBI's taxonomy places the organism in Eukaryota, Viridiplantae, Streptophyta, Magnoliopsida, Lamiales, Lamiaceae. Gene Ontology annotation, molecular function: kinase activity. The record is from RefSeq and is a predicted model, not a curated record. The transcript is spliced from 14 exons. Bases 150 to 1346 code for a protein of 398 amino acids.